AUGGGUUUGCGUGCUGUAUGCAGCACACAGACAAUGUGGAAGGAGACUGUUUUGGCGCAAGAGCUGUCUUUGGCAGAAGAGCGUCAGACAGUAAAAUUGCAAGAACUCAGCGAGGCGGUUGAUCAGGCGGAUGUUGUCGAGGACUUGCAGGUGCUGCAAAGUCGCAUCCAACAGUUGCAGUUGACCUGUUCGCAAUUGGAGCUGCCUCAUGACGGGGAGGUGGAUGUCCUCCAAGAUUUGAAGGCUGAGGAAGAGGAGGCACAAGAAGCCUUGAGGAGGCAACGACACAGCGAGCAAGCUGCCCACAAGGAGCUGAGCGCUCUGCGGCAAAGUCUCGCAGAGGUGAAAAACUCGUGUGACGCCUCGAACUUUGAACCAGUUGAAGAGGUGGUUCUUCAAGCAUUGCGCUCUGAACUUCCGGAAAAGUUGUCGGUUCCUGGCCAGACCUUGUCAGAAAUCUUGGAGAUCAUGGAGUCUGAGAAAAAGCAAGUCGCAGCCGAGUUGAGGGAAGACCAGGAGCAAGUCCAGGCAUGGCAGAAGGCCAAAGAGCUUUCCCAGAGCCUGGAGCACUUGGAAGAGCAUCAAGGCCUCCUGCGGAAGCGUCAUCUCCAGGUGGAGCAGGAGCGGAAACUCGAAGGUCAGGGCCUGAGUGACUUGGAGGAUCUUCGUGCAGAGGCUGCUGCGUUGAAGGUGGAGAACCAGCUGUUAAAUCGGCAGCAGGUGGAGUGGCGACGCUCGCAGUCUUUGAUGUUGAGGCUUGCCGAGGAGAUGCAGAAGAAUCCUUCACAGGUGGAAGCUGUUGCCGAUGAAGGACCAACGGCGGCUGAACUUGAGCUGCGAAAGGUACUUCAAAGCAAUCGAGAUCUGCAACAGCAGAUUGAGAAAAUGCAGAAAGAGAAGGAAGAGCUAAUGCAGGGCCAAAGAGGGCCCCAAGCUCAGAUGGAACAAGAGGACGACGAGGAGGACGACGAGGAGGAGGCCAACGGUGGAGAUGGCGAAAGUGACCAAGGUCAGUUGCUAUCCACCGUCGCCGUGACCAAAAAGGAUGCUGUGAUGCAUGGUGAAGGGGAUGAGAUCCCGGGCGUGCUUUCCCAGAGCCUGGAGCACUUGGAAGAGCAUCAAGGCCUCCUGCGGAAGCGUCAUCUCCAGGUGGAGCAGGAGCGGAAACUCGAAGGUCAGGGCCUGAGUGACUUGGAGGAUCUUCGUGCAGAGGCUGCUGCGUUGAAGGUGGAGAACCAGCUGUUAAAUCGGCAGCAGGCGAGCCAUCCUCCCUUGCUACGGUGGAAGCUGUUGCCGAUGAAGGACCGCAUUGACUGGACAGCAACGAUUGCGGCGGGACCAACGGCGGCUGAACUUGAGCUGCGAAAGGUACUUCAAAGCAAUCGAGAUCUGCAACAGCAGAUUGAGAAAACGCAGAAAGAGAAGGAAGAGCUAAUGCAGGGCCAAAGAGGGCCCCAAGCUCAGAUGGAACAAGCCAACGGUGGAGAUGGCGAAAGUGACCAAGGUCAGUUGCUAUCCACCGUCGCCGUGACCAAAAAGGAUGCUGCGAUGCAUGGUGAAGGGGAUGAGAUCCCGGGCGUGUAUUACCCCGACGCCGAGGAGCUCUACGGCGACGCCGAGGCCCUGGUGCAGAUGGAGGACACACAGCCCCUGACGGAGCCCAUCAUUACGCCGGUGCAGUCCAAGAACUUUGACUUGCUGGAGAAGAGGAUGCCGGACACAACCUUCGACUUCAACUUCUUGGCUGCCAUGAUGGACAAACCGAAUCUGGUCCGCAACAUUUGCUUUUUGGGUGCCAUGCACCAUGGAAAAACCACCUUCAUGGACCUUUUGGUGCUGAAUACCCAUGAGAAGGACUGGAAGGUUGGCAAGGAAAUCCGUUACACGGAUUCGAGACAGGAUGAACAAGACCGUGGCAUUACUGUGAAAGCUUCGUCCAUGAGUUUAGUCCUCCAAGAUUCCAAGGACAAGUCGUACCUCUUCCAUGCCAUGGACACACCUGGUCAUGCCAACUUCCAGGAUGAGGUCAUUGCGGCCCUGGCCAUGUCUGAUGGCGUCGUGUUGCUGGUGGAUGUGGUGGUCGGUCUCACGCAGCACAUUGAGCGUAUGAUGAAGCACGCGCUGCAAGACAAGCUUAAGGUGGUACUCGUGAUCAAUGGCUUAGAUCGUUUGAUCAUGGAGUUGAAGUUGCCUCCCACCGAUGCCUAUCACAAGCUUAGAUAUUGCAUCGAGGACAUCAACGAGACCAUGGAGAAGUUAUACGACUCGGUCGGUACAGAGGUGGAUGACCGUGUCUACUUCUCCCCACUGCGGGGCAACGUCCUGUUCAGCUCUGCCCAGUUUAGAAUGAUGUUCACCCUGGAAUCCUACGCAGCGAUCUAUGCAGAAACUCAUGGUUUCAGUUUUGACCAUCUCGUUUUCGCCAAGUGCCUUUGGGGAGACAUGUACUUUGAUGCAGAUGCGAACAAGUUCACCAAGACGCCCCCAGAUGCAGAGCAACCGCGCUCCUUCGUGCAGUUUGUGCUGGAGCCCAUCUACAAAAUCUUCGCGCAUUGCUUGGGUGAAGAGAAGGAAGACUUGCAGCAAACGCUGGCCGAGGUGGGAAUUUAUCUGCACAAGCGCGACUACGAAUUGGACGCGCGGUCGCUGAUUCGGAAGGUCUUCCAGCAGUACUUUGGCUCUGGCGGAGGUUUGCCAUCUUUCAUCGACAUGGUGGUGCGGCACAUCCCAACUCCUAAGGAGAGUGCCGAAGCUAAGGUGGAGAAGUUGUAUUCCGGAGAUCAAGAUGGCGCCGUGGCGCAGGAUAUGAAGAAUCUGGAUACCACAGGCUACUUGAUGCUGCACAUUGUCAAGCAGUACCACCGCCCCGACUGCAAUGCCUUCGACGUCUUUGGGCGCGUGAUGAGUGGUACAGUCUUCCGCGGUGAUCGAGUGAAGAUCCUGGGUGAGACCUACUCCUUGGACGACGACGAGGACAUGGCCAUCAAGGAGAUCCAGAAUUUGUGGAUUUUCGAGGGCCGGUAUCGUGUGGAAGUCAGUCAUGUGCCUGCAGGCAAUUGGGUUCUGAUCGGCGGAAUUGAGACUUGCAUCAAGAAGACGGCCACCAUCACAACGGCUUCCAACGAAGAGGAGGUGGAGAUUUUCCGACCUCUUCGCUUCCCCACCACACCAGUCAUCAAGGUGGCGAUUGAGCCUCUGCAGCCCGCGGAGCUGCCAAAGAUGGUUGACGGCUUGAGGAAGAUCGACAAGGCCUAUGGCUUGUCCAAGACCAAGGUGGAAGAAAGUGGCGAGCACGUCUUGCUGGGCACGGGGGAGGUCUACUUGGACUGCGUCCUGCAUGAUCUACGAAGGCUCUACGGUGACUUGGAGAUCAAGGUCGCCGAUCCCGUGGUGGAGUUCUGCGAAACUGUGGUGGAGACUAGCUCCCUGAAGUGUUUCGCGGAGACGCCCAACAAGAAGAACAAGAUCUAUAUGGUCGCAGAGCCUCUGGAAAAGGGUCUUGGCGAAGAUAUCGAGAAGGGGAAGGUGAGCAUCGAAUGGGAGAAGCGACGUAUGAGUGAUUUCUUCACCAAGAACUACGAUUGGGAUCUAUUGGCUUCCCGAUCGAUUUGGGCCUUCGGCCCUGAGGUCAACGGCCCCAACAUCCUUUUGGAUGACAGCUUGCCAACAGAGGUGAAUAAGAGCCUGCUGGCGCAAAGUAAAGACAGUCUCAUCCAGGGGUUCCAAUGGGCAACCAAGGAAGGACCAUUGUGUGAUGAGAAAAUCCGCAGCUGCAAAUUCAAAAUCCUCAAUGCUCAGCUUGCAGAGGAUGUGGUCUUGCGCGGCGGAGGUCAGAUCAUUCCCACCGCUCGCCGUGUCGCCUAUUCCGCCUUCCUUCUGGCCACUCCUCGCUUGAUGGAGCCUGUGAUGUUCUCAGACAUCGAAUGCCCGGCGGAUUGCGUGGCAGCAAUCUACAACGUCCUCUCGAGAAGGCGUGGGCAUGUGAUCCGCGAUUUGCCAAAGCCAGGAAGUCCCAUGUACUCGGUCCACGCCUACCUGCCGGCCAUGGAAUCCUUUGGCUUCGAAACCGACUUGAGAACACACACCUCGGGACAGGCCAUGUGUCAAACCUUCUUCGAUCACUGGGAGCAUGUGCCCGGUGAUCCUUUGGAUCGAUCAAUCCUAUUGCGCCCCUUGGAACCGGCGCCAGCUCCGCAUCUGGCGCGCGAGUUCAUGCUGAAGAUGCGCCGGCGAAAGGGCUUGAGCGAGGACGUGUCAGUCCACAAGUUCUUUGAUGACCCCAUGUUGCUUGAGCUUGCCAAGCAGGAUGCAGAGCUCAGCUCGUACUUCUGA
Molecule: messenger RNA, 4332 nt
Organism: Cladocopium goreaui
Lineage: Eukaryota; Dinophyceae; Suessiales; Symbiodiniaceae
Source: the annotation of a GenBank genome assembly